GGUAAGGUUACAUGUCUUUUGACAGUUUGGAUUUUGACGGUCAUUGAUAGUUUUAGUCUUUAGACAUUGUUAUUUGUUGCUGAGUGCUGACAGCUGUGGACAAGCAAGUCGUUUUAUUUUCAUUAUUCUGAUUCGAAGCAAUUGAAGUCUAUUUCCAAAGAAAUAUCCUGUCAAUAAUGAAAAUUAAUAGUAAAACUAAAAUUGUUAGUCAAAACAUUAUUUUAGUACCAUAUACUAAGAAACAUGUACCAAAGUAUCACGAAUGGAUGAAAUCUGAGGAAUUACAAUUAUUAACUGCAUCUGAACCACUUACAUUAGAACAAGAAUAUGAUAUGCAAAACUUAUGGCAAGAAGAUAAAGACAAAUGCACUUUUAUAAUACUUGAUAAGCAAAAAUAUGAAGUGGACAAUAAUGAGAUAGAUGCCAUGAUAGGCGAUACAAAUAUUUUUGUCAAGGAUCUUGCUCUAGGAGAAAUUGAAAUAAUGAUUGCAGAAGAAACUGCUAGAGGUAAAAAGUUUGGCUGGGAAGCUGUUAUACUGAUGUUAAUAUAUGGCAUUGAUUUUAUUGAAUUAAAAAAAUAUGAAGCAAAAAUUUCAUGGUCAAAUGAGAGAAGUAUAAAUAUGUUUACUAAACUAGGAUUUAAAGAGGAGUCUCGAAGUACCAUAUUUAAUGAAAUUACUUUUGCUAAAUCUGUUACAAAUGAAUGGUGUGUAUCACUAAAAGAUAAUUUUGAGUAUGAAAUAAAGAAUUAUGUUGAUUAAGACUUA
This is a messenger RNA of Pieris brassicae (large cabbage white), 767 nucleotides long. RefSeq names its product N-acetyltransferase 9 (gene Mnat9). Lineage: Eukaryota; Metazoa; Arthropoda; Insecta; Lepidoptera; Pieridae. The record is from RefSeq and is a predicted model, not a curated record. The coding region runs from base 177 to 761 and encodes 194 amino acids. Gene Ontology annotation, biological process: protein acetylation. The transcript is spliced from 4 exons. Gene Ontology annotation, molecular function: N-acetyltransferase activity.